ACCCUCCACUUCCUCCUGUUUGCCUUCUGCCUCACCUAGAGCCGUCCGGUCGCAGACUGUCUCCGAGACGCUUCCUGUCCGUAACAGAAUCACCAUGAUUCUUCAGAGGCUCUUCAGGUUCUCCUCUGUCAUCCAAUCUGCAAUCUCAGUCCAUUUGAGGAGAAAUAUUGGUGUUACAGCAGUGGCAUUUAAUAAGGAGCUUGAUCCUGUACAGAAACUCUUUGUGGACAAGAUUAGAGAAUACAAAACUAAGCGACAGUCAUCUGGAGGACCUGUUGAUGCUGGCCCAGAGUAUCAGCAAGACUUGGAAAAGGAGCUUUUUAAGCUUAAGCAAAUGUAUGGUAAAGCAGACAUGAAUGCCUUCCCUGACUUCAAAUUUGAAGAUCCCAAAUUUGAAGCUGUGGAAAAACCCCAGUCCUGAAGAAAUGUAAAAUUUAUUUGGUAAUUUGCCCUAAAUAAGUGUACAACUGAUCAGAAGUAUCAGAAUAAACAUACAUUUCAACAACUGUC
Miniopterus natalensis is the source of this 510-nucleotide messenger RNA. It is a transcript of the gene ATP5PF, whose product is annotated as ATP synthase peripheral stalk subunit F6. Gene Ontology annotation, cellular component: proton-transporting ATP synthase complex. Gene Ontology annotation, molecular function: proton transmembrane transporter activity. Gene Ontology annotation, biological process: proton motive force-driven ATP synthesis. NCBI's taxonomy places the organism in Eukaryota, Metazoa, Chordata, Mammalia, Chiroptera, Miniopteridae. The record is from RefSeq and is a predicted model, not a curated record.